AUGUCAGCCUCUUUGAUUAACCGCUCCCUAACAAACAUCAGAACAGAACUAGAUUUUUUGAAAGAAUCUAACGUCAUCUCUAAUGACGUUUUUGAUCAAAUAAAUAAGAGCUUGCCAAUGAGAUGGGACCCACCUAGUGCAUCUCGUAAUACCAGUUCAACUUCAUUGGAGUAUGUUGAAGCUCUUUAUCAGUUUGAUCCUCAACAAGACGGUGAUUUGGGCCUAAAACCUGGUGACAAGAUCCAACUCUUAGAAAAAUUAUCUCCAGAGUGGUAUAAAGGUAGCUGUAAUGGCCGCACUGGCAUUUUCCCUGCAAACUACGUCAAGCCAGCUUUCUCUGGGUCUAAUGGACAAUCUAAUCUUCCACCACCUCCACAGUAUAAAGCUCAAGAAUUACAACCAGUCCCAACGCAGAAUAGUGCUGUCUCAUCUUACCAACAGCAGCCAUUCCCUCCACCUUCCACCAACUAUUAUCAACAGCCACAACAAGCACCUGCUCCUGCUCCUCAACAGCAACAGCAGCAGCAACAACCAAACUCUCACAACCAUUUGAAGAGCUUUGGUAGUAAGUUAGGUAAUGCAGCCAUUUUUGGUGCAGGUGCUAGUAUUGGUUCAGAUAUCGUUAAUAGCAUAUUUUAG
This is a messenger RNA of Saccharomyces mikatae IFO 1815, 639 nucleotides long. RefSeq names its product Pin3p (gene PIN3). Gene Ontology annotation, cellular component: ESCRT-0 complex. Gene Ontology annotation, biological process: protein transport to vacuole involved in ubiquitin-dependent protein catabolic process via the multivesicular body sorting pathway. NCBI's taxonomy places the organism in Eukaryota, Fungi, Ascomycota, Saccharomycetes, Saccharomycetales, Saccharomycetaceae. Gene Ontology annotation, molecular function: protein binding. The record is from RefSeq and is a predicted model, not a curated record. The coding region runs from base 1 to 639 and encodes 212 amino acids. The transcript has a single exon.